Amphibalanus amphitrite is the source of this 4931-nucleotide messenger RNA. Its product is annotated as rab11 family-interacting protein 4-like. Gene Ontology annotation, biological process: endocytic recycling; regulation of cytokinesis. The transcript is spliced from 9 exons. Bases 968 to 2218 code for a protein of 416 amino acids. Gene Ontology annotation, cellular component: endocytic vesicle; recycling endosome membrane; midbody. The record is from RefSeq and is a predicted model, not a curated record. NCBI's taxonomy places the organism in Eukaryota, Metazoa, Arthropoda, Thecostraca, Balanomorpha, Balanidae.
GGGACACCAUGCAGUGGGCCGCGGCGCCGCGUGGGGCCGCCUGCGGCUCGUCAGGCGCUGGCGCUUCUUCCACGGCAGGCUGAAGAGGCAGCGGUGAAGACGGUGGUGAUGUGGUGAAGCUAUUGAAGGACGAGAUACCGAGCUGAACCAGCGAUAGUGGUGGGAUUCUGCGUGGUAUCGACUCGAUGGAGAGUGGAGACUAGAGAGACCGAUCGGUACUUCAUGAACAAGUGGCUCAUCUGUCUUCUUCGCCCACGUGCCAUUGAACAGUCGUCAAGAAAUUUCAUCAAUCAUCAGUCGCCAGCUAAUCAUCAACCAUCACUCAUUAGUCGCCAGCUGGUAUAAUCAAGCACCAGUCGCCUCCCAGAUCACUCAACCACCAGCGCCGGCCUUCAGGCCACAUUUUGCAGAAGCGCAGACCUCCGGCACAGCGGCUCCAUCCGCCAUCUCUCGCGCCUUCCGCGGGUGGCCAACUGGCCAAAAGUGACUCACUCGUCGCUGGCGUCGCCCUCGCGGCGGCUGUCGGCAGCGCCAGCGCCGCCGGGCACGUGGCUGAGACGUCGACAGUGCGCGCCGCACAGGGACGGGGCGCGGAGCGAGCCGAGAGGGGCGUGUAGCCAGUCGGGAGAGUCUGAUCUCUGGCGCUUGGGUGGUGAGCAGACGGUCGCUGAGCGGUGGUGAGGUGAAGGAGUUAUCAGCAGAUGUGCUGAGAGGCUGAGUUGUGAUAAGUGCGGUGAGAUACCGCUGAAUUGUGAGCUGUCGAAGUGAGCAACUGGAGAAAAGCUGUUGAGGUCUGCGCAGUGAAGUCUGAAUGCUGGAAGCCUGAUCGAAGACAGUAAUCUAGGCCAGGCUUAUCUCAGCCAGAGUUUUGACCUGGAAUAUCAGAGUGGAAUCUCAAUCUAGGACGUCACCUAGCCACCAAGUUCACCAAGAGUCAAUCACUUGACCGAGCCAGCAGCUCUCUAGGAUGGCCCGCUCAUGCAGCUCGGUCGACCACCCUGACCUGGACUCGGGUCUGGAGGAUGACCUGGUCUCCUCCGUGGGGGACGUCCGCUCCGUCUCUGACCUCGAGCUGGACAUGGCGCCGGUGACUCGGGCCCGACGAUCGCCUCCGGUGUCACCUCAUCUCAAGUCCUUCCUGCGCGCGAUGAGGACGCCGAAGCUGUGCCGGACUGCGGAGGGGGGAUAUGAGCUCGCUGAGGGUGGUGAAGGGAAGGCCGAAGAGCCGGAUCUCGAGUGGGAGUGGUGGGAGGGGCAGUGCAGCUUCCUGGGAGCGGGAGUGGGCGAGGGAGACGUCUUCUCGUGGCACCUGGAUACGAUGGAGAAGGUACACGUGCUGGAGCGACAAGUCACCGUACUGGCGGAAAACCAGAACAAUAACGAUGACCGCUACACGCGCAGCAAAGAGGAGAACGCCGCUCUGCAGGCGCGCCUCAUCAUGCUCGAGGAGCAGCUCCGUGAGGUGGAGCUGCGGUCGGCGGAGCAGCUGGAUGCGGAGAAAAGGAGACACAAGGAGCUAAUCCAGCGCCUGGAGCGGGAGAAGGCGCUGGAGCUGGAGAACCAAAGCAUCAGACUGCAGAGCCUGGAGAAGGAGGUCCGGUUCGCGGAGACAGAGGCGGCUCGCGCUCGCCAGCAGCUCGAGUCGGUGUGCGCAGAACGUGCCUCCCAGGAGGAGCGGCUGGCUCAGCUGACUGCCAGCCUGGAGACGGCGCGGCAGGAGAGCAGGAGCGCCGUGGAGCUGGAGCGGCGCGGCCGCGAGCAGCUGGAGCAGGAGCGGGCCGCUCAGUCUCAGAUGAUGUCUGAGCUGUCCAGUGAGCUGGCGGACACGCGCCAGCAGGCCAGUCUGCGUCUGAAGACCGAGUCGGACGAGGCAGGUCUGAUGAGGCUGAGGCAGACGGAGCUGGAGGCAGAGCUGAGGCAGCUCCGACAGCAGAACAGAGAGCUGCAGGAGAGUCACGACGAGCUGCAGGCGCAGCUGCUAUCCAGUGGACUCCAGGAAGGACGACAGCUGCUGGAGUCGGGACCCAAGAGUCUGGCGCUGGAGCUGGAGGACCUCUCAGGCGAACAGGUGGAUGCUGGUGAUGCGUUAGUUAAGCUGAAGAAGUCCCUUCUGGAGCAGCAAGAGGUCAACAAGCAGCUGCGAGCCUACAUCGACGGCAUCCUGCUCAACAUCGUCGAAAACCACCCACAGCUGCUGGAAGUCAAGCAGCACCCCUGAGCGAGCCUGUGAACGUUUGGACGCGCUGUGAACAUGUGUCGAACUGAACUGCCGCUCAGACAGUCCGGGCGAACUGCUGCGCGGACAAUCAGCUGUCUCUGAACUGCUGCGCGAAUAAUCAGCUGUUUCUUAACUGAAAAGUCAGCUACGCCGCUGAACUGAUGACAAAAAGUUCAGAAAAGAGAAAAGACUGAGUAGUAAGUGGUGAUACCGGUCAGUUCGACCGUGUGAGAUGAUGCUAUACCAAAUAUGUGGUGAUAUAACAGACACAUAUGACCCAGGAGUUAACCCGCGCCCUGCGGGGGGGGGGGUGUUUGAACACCCCCCCUUGUGGUUUUUCGCAAAUAUCUCAAAAACGGCGGCGUCCGCGCCGCCGUUUUUGGUACACCUUAUCAUACAUCAAUUCUACACAUGUUGUGAAAAUUUCAGACCAAGGUCAUUCAAGGUCAGGUCACCAGGUCACUUGAAGUGACCUCGCCUCAUAAAAAGUUUCAAUGUCUGUCAUAGCUACACCGAGUGACCGAUCGCUUUGAAACUUUCAGCGAUUGCUAAGAGCAAUAGCAUGUACAACAUGUAUAUCUCAGAAUUUUGAUAUCGAUGACCUAAGGUCAGGUCAAUUUUGCGACCUCCCCAUUAUAAGUCAAUGGGAGAAAAUUGAAAUGCGCCUCUUUUAAACAAAAGACAUUAUAAACACUCCCAAACACCGAAUUACAAGUGGUUUAGACACACUGAACAUGAAAUUGGUGUCCGUGACCCUUGUUUAUGCCCUGAGGUCAUCUUAGGUCACGAAUGGUAUCUAACAGUUUUUUUGCAAAUAACUUUUGAUAGAGGCAUGCUAGAGCGAUAAAAACGCCUUAGAUGUGUUCAGCUCGACGAUACGGAUCGACUGAUAUGCAACAUGACCCUUUCCGGUCAGGUCAUGACCUUGACCUGAGGUCAAAUUUUCAAGUUGACCUUUCAAGGUCAACUUACAGUUCAUUCGAUGCGUCUUGACGAGAGGAACACAAUGCCGGUAAAAGUAAGCUCGUACAAGGCUUGGGUCAAAAGUUAUUGCAGAAAAACUGUUUCCGAAAAAAUCGGCUAUUUUUGCAGUUUUUGCUCCCUGCAGGCAAAACCGUAGACGUUAGGUCAAAUCUGAGAGGAUUACCCAGAAAGGGCUUUAAUAGGGCUAUCGAAUGCGCUUUUCCGCGGCGCUGUAGCUCUAUUGGUUCCCGAGUUAUGCGUCGGCUUCUUGGAAAUUUUCGACAUUCGACCUGGAAAUCGGCGAAAUUUUGCCUUCAAUGACCUCUGGUGACCUGACCUUUGACCUGACCAAAAAAUUGACCGAAGUGAUUUCGUCAUUAUUUUUGACGCUCUUUCGAACGCCGCCUUCCGCGUAUCGCUACGUGGCCCAGGAGCCGAGUUACAAGGGGGGGGGGUGUUCAAACACCCCCCCCCCCCCAGCAGGGCGUGGAAAUCCAGGACCCCCAGCCGGGCGCGGGUUAAUGCGUUGUCUCCUCAGUGAGCAAAUCGUACACACAUGAUGGCUAAUUGAGGAGAGCACUAACUGACUGACUGUCAAAGUGAUGCUGUUCGUACGGGAUGAUGUGUCACCUACAUUAUGUGUCACCUGACUGAAUGUGUCAGCUGUCACCUGACCUAAUGUGUCACCUGUUACCUGACCUAAUAUGUCAACUCUUAGGUGUUGUCUCUUUAGCUUGCCACACGCCGGGUCUAGAUGACCUAUCUAAGGGCAGCCCAAAGUGUCGAUGAGGUGGCAGUCCCGUGGUCACAGGCCGGGAGAGACUCCGAGCAUGGGGACAUCAUGUCCGCAGCAGACACUCAACUCGAACAAGGCGUCGGACUCAUAAGUCAGCCUAUACCGAGAGGAGCUACAUGACACAUCUGACACUACUUUUCGUCAAAACACCGCCACCGAAUCAGACGAGCUAGUCCUCAGGACGAAGUGCUGCCAUCUGGCUCAGAGUCAGAUGGCAGUUGAGCUGAGUUGGUGCUCAAAACAUGGCGAGCAAAAUAGGAUCAGCAGAAACCGCCGUCCGUCCGCUGUCACAUCAGAUUGCUGAAGGAAGUUAGGCAGGCAGUGUGGUAUCCGCUGUAAAGACAAAGUUUUACCCCCCCCCCCCUUUUUAAGGGUGCCUAGGUCAUUGGGCCAUGUAAGCAAGUGCUGUCGUGCUGAUAGUUCAGCCAAUGAAAGAGGCCGGAUGCUAACUUACGAUGCUGUGUACCGGUAUUUUCUGCAGGUGGUAACAGCAGUGAGGGAUCAGCAGUCCGCUCCAUCAAUGAAUAACUGCUUAGGUAUACCUGUACUGUAUGCAGUGGUGCGAAUGGGAAUGUGUGAAAUGAAUAUGUACUACGAUACAAUGUUACGCAGGAAAUAUUCAAUGUUGAAUGAAUGCAUCGUAUCUUGUGCAUCGACAAGAUGUUGGCACAUGUAAUUAGGUAUCUAAUGAUCUAUAUGUUUUGUGGACUUGAUUUCCUUCUGUCCAGUGCAUGUACGGUGUCGUUGUGUUUCUUUACAUUUUCCGUCUGGCUGGUGAGAAGGUGUGGUCAAAAAAGAUCACCAAAGUCAAAAGUGAACAAUGUGCUUAUAGGAGAGGCGUUGUGAAUGAUUAUGUAAGCUGCCUGGUUUAGCAUUGUGUAGUACAAGAGUGAAACGGAAAGUCGAUUGGUGCUAUCGUAAUGGAACAUGCAAAUAAUAAAAACAAAGACUUUG